AUGAGUGACCUCGCGGAAAUUGGUGCGUCCAAGCCCCGUUUGUGCCACCUGACAAUUUUGCCAAACUUUUCCGGUUACGGAUUCAGUUUACGAACCGAAGCCGUUGGAAACAUUCAGCACAUAGAAAAAGUGGAAAGCAAUUCACCAGCGGAGCUGGGAGGUUUACUGACCGGAGAUGUGCUAUGGAAAGUCAAUGGAAAAUCUGUUCGAGGGGUUCCCCACAGGGAAGCGGUUGAUUACAUCAAAGAGCUUAAAAAUCAGGUUCACUUGCUGGUGCUACAACCACGUGUUUCAGCCCAAUAUGAUGAAUUUACAGAUCCGCUAGCCGAAGCCGAAAAAGAUGCUGUGAAAUGUGAAAUAAAGUUGGAUGAAAGUAAGGCUGAGCCUCAGCUGAGUCGCGCAGAUAAACAACUAAUCCGAGCAGAUGCCACAACAAUGAACCGGAUAUUCUACAAACGUCGUCAACAGUUAGAGAACAGUGCAAAUUCAGCUUUGAAGAAUACCGGAUGUGUAAACUACGGAAUGACCGAUGAGCAUGGAAAUGCACAAACUUGA
Messenger RNA from Echinostoma caproni, 555 nucleotides. The record is from the annotation of a GenBank genome assembly. NCBI's taxonomy places the organism in Eukaryota, Metazoa, Platyhelminthes, Trematoda, Plagiorchiida, Echinostomatidae.